Molecule: messenger RNA, 2608 nt
Organism: Oncorhynchus kisutch (coho salmon)
Lineage: Eukaryota; Metazoa; Chordata; Actinopteri; Salmoniformes; Salmonidae
Product: nucleoporin NUP42-like
Exons: 7
Coding region: 143-1399 (418 amino acids)
Molecular function (GO): metal ion binding
Source: RefSeq, a predicted model, not a curated record
AACCAAACACAACGUCAUAACCCUGCGACAUUUUCAAAAUGGCGUAAUCUGAACGAAAACAAUGUGGUGAUGAAAACUAUAGUGGGAAACGAGAGGAUUUUGUUUCAUUCACCGCACCGACAACUUUAAAUCCAGCAACACUAUGCCGGUGUGCAACUUUUGGAUGCAAGGCCGGUGUCGAUAUGGCGACAAGUGUUGGAAUGAGCACCCAAAAGCAGGCGGUGGCGGCUACGGUGGAGAGUACAACAGCCGCCCCCCUCAACAGUCCAACAGAGGCGGGGGAGGAGGGUUUGGGAACAGAGUGUGGGUGAACCCAGCUCAGAGGUCUGGAGGAGGAAGCUACGUCCAGCCGUCAUCCUUCUCCUCCCAGCAGGGUGGCAACAACUGGGGUCCAGGAGGAGGAGGAGGAAGGGACAGCCAAGCCCAGAGCUCGAACUUCAGUUUUGCAGCCUCCUCUCCAAACCAAAACAGAUUUUCUGUCUUAAACACUCAAAGCAGCUGCGACAAAGCUGGGAGAGGAGAAGGGGAAGACAAUGAAAAACACUUGGAGACCAUCCAGAAAGAUAUGGAGAUCUGGGAGACUUCAGGCCAGUGGCUUUUCUCCUGUUACUCUGUCCUCAAAGCAAGCAUCUCAGGGUUCACAGAGCUCUCUCCAGAGGAGCUGAGACUGGAGUACUACAACACCAAGCCAUCAGGAGACCUGCAGGGAUAUGCUAACGUCAUCAAUCAGCUGGUCAACCAAUGGAGAAGCAGAGUCCAGGAGCUGAGGGCUAUGAGCGGCAACACCAGAGUCGCUAUGCUUGCAGAGCUGGACAACCCAGCACCACAGGCAGCGUCUGGAGGUUUUGGGUCGACACCAGUGACCGGCUUUGGGUCCUCAGCACCAUCUGGCUUCGGAACAGGUUUCGGAGUGCCGGCCCAGGCCCCAGUCCAGGACACCUCAGGUGCCAGUAAUUUCAGCUUCGCUGGACCAGGUGCAGCUUCUACUGCUCUCGGUAGUGCUGUGUCAGCCGUCGCACCAGCUCCCACUGGGAUUGGCUCGAUGGCCACCACUGUUCCCUCGGCAGCAGGUUUCUCCUUUGCCACCCCUGCUGCCAACAAGGAGCCAACUACAGCCGGUUUCGGAGCUCCUGCCUCUGCGUCCGGGUUUAGCUUCGCCUCGACGGUCGCUGGUGGUGGAGGAGCAUUUGGAGGGAGUGGUUUCGGGAGUGCAGCGCCAGUGGCUGCAAGUGGUUUUGGACAGGCGAGUGGAGGGUUUGGGGUUAUGGCCCCAGCUGACAGUCUCUUCACCCCCCAGAGCCAGCUGAGUGAAGAGGAACUGAAGGAGUUUGGAGGGAAGAGGUUCACCCUGGGACAGAUACCACUCAAACCCCCCCCUGUUAAUAUGCUGGUGGUCUGAUCCUACCACUCAACCCCCCCCCUGUUAAUAUGCUGGUGGUCUGAUCCUACCACUCAACCCCCCCCUGUUAAUAAGCAGGUGGUCUGAUCCCACCACUCAACCCCCCCCUGUUAAUAAGCAGGUGGUCUGAUCCCACCACUCACCCCCCCCCGCCCCCUCCCCCCUGUUAAUAAGCAGGUGGUCUGAUCCCACCACUCAACCCCCCCCUGUUAAUAAGCAGGUGGUCUGAUCCCACCACUCAACCCCCCCUGUUAAUAAGCAGGUGGUCUGAUCCCACCACUCAACCCCCCCCUCCCUGUUAAUAAGCAGGUGGUCUGAUCCCACCACUCAAACCCCCCCCUGUUAAUAAGCAGGUGGUCUGAUCCCACCACUCAAAACCCCCCCUGUUAAUAAGCAGGUGGUCUGAUCCCACCACUCAACCCCCCCCCCCUGUUAAUAAGCAGGUGGUCUGAUCCCACCACUCAACCCCCCCCCCCCCCCCUGUUAAUAAGCAGGUGGUCUGAUCCCACCACUCAAACCCCCCCCUGUUAAUAAGCAGGUGGUCUGAUCCCACCACUCAAACCCCCCCUGUUAAUAUGCUGGUGGUCUGAUCCCACCACUCAAACCCCCCCGUUAAUAAGCAGGUGGUCUGAUCCCACCAUGGAAUUUUUUUAAAUGGCUCGUCUCCUUUCCUUUUAACUGACCCGAUGGAAAAGAGCUGGACUGAAUCUCUCUGAAGCCUUUUUGAUGAGUAAAAACCACCGCUAAUUUACAGAAUCUCCCCCAUCCUUGAUGUAAUCACUAAUCUGACUAGUUUAUACUUGGGGGGGGGGGGGGAGCAGAAUGUAAGACAGAUGAUAGUCAGACUACUGGUGGUCUGACUGUACCAGGGACUAAAAUAGGCUACUGUUUUUGCUAUUUUAACAUUUAAAUCAGUGUGUUUUAAUUAUGGUUGGUGGUAUUUGUGCUUUGAACCAAAUGAUGGUCUGUUUUUGUUUGCGUUCACCUCGUGUGCCCCCCCCCCCCCCCAGGUGUAUAUUGUAUAAACAAUACUUUGUUCUGUCGUUCAUUAAAUUAAAACCGUCUUGUGAUUUUAUCAGAACAUAAAACAUGUGUACAGUAGCAGAUGAGAUGUUUUUUCUUAUUGGUCCUAUACAAUUCACAUUAUACCAGAUUGGACUCAUCCUGUAUAACUACUGCAAAUACACACUUUUUCUAUUCACACAUAUA